AUGAAGAACGCCUACUGCGAGGACGGAGGAACACAACUUGAAGACUCCCAAAUCGUGGAAACUUCGUCAUACGUAUACCUCGGACGUUCUAUGAACAUGGAAAACGACUUGAAGGAAGAAAUGAGUAGAAGAAUGAGAGCAACAAGGGCAGCAUUCGCACCCGUCAGGGAAGCUACGGACCAACUGACAGACCAAGAUCUUCCUGCCCAUCUGUUCGACUCAACAGUUCUCCCAGCGCUCUGUUACGUAGCGGAGACGUGGGCAGACACUGCUGCCACGUCUAUGAAGCUACUUACUACCCACAGAGGCCCUUGA
Messenger RNA from Necator americanus (New World hookworm), 315 nucleotides. RefSeq lists its product as uncharacterized. The record is from RefSeq and is a predicted model, not a curated record. Lineage: Eukaryota; Metazoa; Nematoda; Chromadorea; Rhabditida; Ancylostomatidae. Bases 1 to 315 code for a protein of 104 amino acids. The transcript has a single exon.